Vigna unguiculata (cowpea) is the source of this 1239-nucleotide messenger RNA. RefSeq names its product RING-H2 finger protein ATL52-like. NCBI's taxonomy places the organism in Eukaryota, Viridiplantae, Streptophyta, Magnoliopsida, Fabales, Fabaceae. The record is from RefSeq and is a predicted model, not a curated record. Gene Ontology annotation, biological process: protein ubiquitination. Gene Ontology annotation, molecular function: transferase activity.
GUGUAUGAAUUUUGAGACUGUAAUGGUAGAGAAGAAAAAAAGAAGAAAGUAGAAUGAAAAAGUAGGUGAAGAAGAUAAGAUGAGUAAGCAAAUUGUGAUGACCUACCUUUGCUUUUCUUCUCAAUUACUUUUCUCUCAAUUUCCCAUCAUCUUCUGAUUCUGAUUCCUUCUCUUGUAAGAUCCAAAAAAUGGGUAACACAAUUACUCAUCCAUGGAUGAAUGAUUAGAGAGCUUCAUUCACACAGAAAAGUAACAGAAAUGGGUUCUGCAACUAACUCAAAUCCAAAUCCAAAUCCAUAUCCAUGGACCCCAAAGGAUUGUUCAGAAGGAAUCUGCAGCAUCUACUGCCCCCAAUGGUGUUACAUAGUCUACUCUCCUCCUCCUCCUUCACUCUUCCUCGGUGGUGAUGAUGCUGAUGAUGAUCCUUCAGGAUUUGAGUUUUCUCCUCUCAUAGUUGCUGUCAUUGGAAUAUUAGCCAGCACUUUCAUCUUGGUCACAUACUACACCAUCAUCUCAAGAUUCUGCAGACGCACCACCAUGCAAUCCAAUGAGGCUUCUUCGCCGGAAGAAGAAGAUGGUGAGGUUUCUUCUUCCUCAAACUCUGGUUUGGAUGAGGCUCUCAUAAAAUCCAUCACAGUGUGCAAGUACACCAAAGGGGUGGUGGAGGGUCAUGAUUGUUCAGUUUGUUUGAGUGAGUUUGAAGAGAAUGAGAGUCUGAGAUUGUUGCCAAAAUGCAACCAUGCUUUUCAUCUUCCCUGCAUUGAUCCUUGGCUGAAAUCUCAUGCCACUUGCCCCUUGUGCCGUUCCACCAUCACCCUUGUUUCUCCUCCAAAUCCUGCCAUGGAAGCACCACCAAGAGUCACUGUUAAUGCCUUGGAAUACCAGCAAAGAAGUAGCCAUGUUGUUGUUGUGGUUGUUCAGAGCUCUGAGCAGCAGGAGAAGGUGCUGAGUUUUGAUUCCAACACUUUGAAUGAGAGUGAAGGAUAGAUGAAAAACUUCUUCAAUCAAUUUAUAUCACAAGAUUGAGAGAGAGAAAGGGAACAAAUUCUGUUCUGUUCUUCCUGAUUCAUUGUAUGUACCAAUUCUUCUGUGUAACAUCUGUAACAUAUAACAGAAAUUCUUGAACAUCAAGAUCAUUUGUUAAUGUGAAUUUCACAGAAAUGUAAACCCUUGCAGAAAGUUGGUUUUGCCCCUUUGUUGAAGAGGGACUCCACAAGUAUCAAGUUUCUUUUUGUUGUA